Molecule: messenger RNA, 627 nt
Organism: Funneliformis mosseae
Lineage: Eukaryota; Fungi; Glomeromycota; Glomeromycetes; Glomerales; Glomeraceae
Source: the annotation of a GenBank genome assembly
AUGAAUCCUGAAGAACUUGCACAAUAUCAAUAUCAACUUGACCAAGUCAAUCUUGCUUUAAAAAGUGAACCUGAAAGUUCAGAACUCUUGAAACUUAAAACGGAUCUAACAGAAUUAAUUAAUCUUACUACUACCAUUAUUGAUCAAGAGGUAACACUUUCACCUUCUAAAAGGUCAGCUUCAUCGGUUUCACCUAGGAACAAUUCAACGCCAACUACACCAACUUUAACUUCUCUACCAACUUUUACAAAACCACUUCAAGUCGGAGAUUCUUGUCUGGCGCGCUGGUCUGGCGAUGGACAGUUUUAUCAAGCUCAAAUAACAGCUAUCGGUGGUGGUAAUCAAGUUUUUUCGGUUGUUUUUAAAGGUUAUAACAAUAUUGAACUUGUUAAUAAAGUUAAUGAACAAAAUCUGAAACAAAAGUCUUGGCUUGCUUUUGCAAGUGGUUCAGCCACGGCUCCUGGCAAGAGAACAACGAAAGCAAAAAGGCUGGUACAACCACCAAUAAACAAGAAGAGUAUCUUUGCUACUCCAGAAAAUCCGGAAGGCAAAGUCGGCGUGGUCGGUAGCGGUAAACCAAUGACACAAUUCCAACAACGUGGUAAACAUAUAUUUGACCGCGAUUAA